UUAACGUGUUGAACAUCUCCGGACCUGCGACUCCACAACUCUCCCGCCGCGCGACCCUCCGUCUCGUGCCCCGCUAGGACCAUGGAGAGCUCAGGGAUCCUCCGCGGGCUGCUGUGCGUCGGCCUGCUGUCCGUCAUGUGUUACGGCCAGGCGUCUAAGGAGGCUUCCGUGGAAGACUUCGGAGGUGACAAGUCCGAUGUAACAGCGGAGAGAGAGCUUAUAGACGCGAUCGAGACUCUUCUGGGAAGGAUGCACUACCGCGUUUCCUCGACAGAAAAGCGAGGCAGCAUCCCGCUGUGUGGGAUGGGUGAUAGAUGUGCGAUGAAAUUCGGGCCCCGCAUUGGGAAGUUGUGUGACUGUGGCAGGGGGAGCAACUGCAACUCAUACCUUCUCAAGUGUAUCUAGAACCAGUUGUCCUCCUCACAGAAUCACGGCCAGUAACGGCUCUGCAGCAGUGCAAACAGCCCCCAUCCAUCACCAUCUAUCAAGGGGUGGCUAUGUAGCAACCACAAGCCAGACAGAUAGUUCACUGUUAGUCCCAUGUCAUCAUAAUCAAUUAUCAUAAAGGGUUGUUGUUGUUGUUGUUGUUGUCGUUAUUUUUCUGAAGAAGAGCAUGGAUUUUGUAUUGCUGACUGUAAUGAGUAUGUAGCAUGUCCAAUGUUGAAUAAAUAUAUUAUUCGC
Molecule: messenger RNA, 681 nt
Organism: Lampris incognitus (smalleye Pacific opah)
Lineage: Eukaryota; Metazoa; Chordata; Actinopteri; Lampriformes; Lampridae
Gene: cartl
Product: cocaine- and amphetamine-regulated transcript-like
Exons: 3
Coding region: 82-405 (107 amino acids)
Biological process (GO): adult feeding behavior; cellular response to starvation; negative regulation of appetite
Molecular function (GO): neuropeptide hormone activity
Source: RefSeq, a predicted model, not a curated record